UUUAAGAUAACUUUACAUUCUACUGUUUCAUCAUUGGUUUGCAGCACAAGCUGCCCGAUUGCAGCCCGGAGCUUUGGGGUUCCGCUGACUAGUCAAUGGCAAUCCGCGGAUUAGAGAACAUUGCACAGGCAGUGGACCGGUCGUUCGUUGUUCGUCAGCGUAUGAUGUCGGCUUCGCCUCAGCCGGGUCACAACUGAUGACUGAUGGAACUGAGCUCGCCUUGGCUGGGCUGACUGGCUGCCAGUGGCUAUCCAUCCCAUCCAUCUUUCUGUUCCUCACUGCGGAACCAACGCCAUGGAGCUGUGGUUGAUACUGCGGCCAAGAAAGAAGCAAUUCCGUCUCCUCUCGCAAGUGCACCGAAAUUUAAAGAAUUCGGUCGUUACAGUACCAUAAUAUUAGACUGCUACUAAGCGUUUCGAACGACGAGGAUGCUGACGCAGCCCCUGCGGUGCAGGGCCCAUCCUCCACCAGCUUCUCCUCCAUCCCUCUUUCGCCGCGGUCCGUCCGGCUUUGUUCGUCGCCCCUGGGCUUGUUGUUAUCAUCGGCGAUAUUUGAACACUUCCACCUCCGCUUCUUGUUCGCCGCGAUUGUAUCACCAUAAGAGCUCCCGUGCUGCCGCCGGUUCCUCAUCGACCUUUCCUCCUACUCUUAUCGCGUGCCCCAAUGCUUCCCUCCGUCCACCUACUCGCCCAACUUUGAUUCCGUCCCUCACUGCUGUUGCCUGCUCUACAAGACUACCACCCUCGAUCACCCUCCCUUCAAUGGCCACCCAAACAAGAGAACACGGUGGCCACCACCAUCACCACCACCACCAUCAUGGCAGUAAUGUCUACCUCACGUCAACCGACAAACAUGAUGCCGGAGUCCGUAUCACGCGGAUUGGCUUGGUCGCCAACCUGUGCAUGGCCAUUGGCAAAUUUAUCGGUGGCUAUGUGUUCCAUUCCCAGGCCCUCAUUGCCGACGCCUACCACGCCCUCACCGAUCUGGUCUCGGACAUAUUGACUCUAGCUACGGUUGCUUGGUCGCUGAAGCCGCCGUCGGAGCGGUUUCCCAACGGCUACGGAAAGAUCGAGAGUAUUGGAGCUCUGGGUGUGAGCGGGUUGUUGCUGUGCGGCGGCGUCUUUAUGGGUCUCAAUUCUGGGCAGGUCCUACUACAUCAAUUUUAUCCCGGCAUCGCUGAAGCAAUUGCGCACGUGGGGGCUUUGGGACAUAGCCAUUCGCAUAGCCAUGGGGUGGAAGCAUUCGGUCCAAGCAUCCAUGCUGCUUGGCUGGCUGCUGGAUCUAUCGUGGUCAAGGAAUGGCUUUACCAUGCAACUAUGAAGGUCGCCACGGAGCGCAAGUCGUCAGUCUUGGCCUCCAACGCCGUCCACCACCGAAUCGACUCCCUGACCAGCGUUGUUGCUCUUUUUACGAUCGGUGGAUCCUACAUGUUCCAAGACGCUUCCUGGUUGGAUCCCGUGGGGGGACUUCUCAUCUCACUUAUGGUCAUAAAAGCUGGAUGGGGUAAUACCAAGACCUCCCUUCUGGAGUUGGCAGACACCACUGUGGACGACGAGGUGAAGGCUUCGGUGCACAAAGCGGCUACCAAGGCACUAUCUCUUUUGAACAGUGGCGAGUCGCUGAGAAUCCAUGAUGUCCAAGGCAUGAAGUCGGGUCAGAACUAUCUCAUGGAUGUCGAGGUCGCAAUGCCAGGCGCAUGGUCCAUCAACCGUGCUCGCGAGGUGGAAGAGGCAUUGCGCACUGCUGUUGGAGAACGGGUCCGCGGCGUCAAGCGGGUCAAAGUCCGGUUUAUUCCUCUUGAGCAUCAGGAGCUGACCUUCACUGAAGAAUUUAUUCCGGCUGAAGUGACUUCGCGGGCGCGCCCGGAGCCGGAGGAUGAAUCUUGUCAUGAUUAUGGAGACUAUGGUGAUGUACACAGUAGAUAA
Molecule: messenger RNA, 1925 nt
Organism: Aspergillus uvarum CBS 121591
Lineage: Eukaryota; Fungi; Ascomycota; Eurotiomycetes; Eurotiales; Aspergillaceae
Product: cation diffusion facilitator family transporter
Exons: 3
Coding region: 429-1925 (498 amino acids)
Biological process (GO): monoatomic cation transport; transmembrane transport
Cellular component (GO): membrane
Molecular function (GO): monoatomic cation transmembrane transporter activity
Source: RefSeq, a predicted model, not a curated record